This is a messenger RNA of Caenorhabditis remanei, 2478 nucleotides long. RefSeq lists its product as uncharacterized. Gene Ontology annotation, biological process: endocytosis; molting cycle, collagen and cuticulin-based cuticle. The coding region runs from base 1 to 2478 and encodes 825 amino acids. The transcript is spliced from 9 exons. Gene Ontology annotation, cellular component: cytoplasmic vesicle membrane; plasma membrane. NCBI's taxonomy places the organism in Eukaryota, Metazoa, Nematoda, Chromadorea, Rhabditida, Rhabditidae. The record is from RefSeq and is a predicted model, not a curated record.
AUGAACUGGAUUUCAUACUACUUGGGAAACCAUCCACGGAGGGUACUUCUUGCCGUCUUCUGUGUAUUAAUUCCAUUGCUCAGCUACUUUCUGAUCUAUCCGCUAGAAAUCGAAUGUGACAUUAGAAGAGGAUUCGCUAACAAGCAUGGUCAUGCCGUCGAGGAACUUACUAAAUUCUCCAACUUCUACAAUAUCUCAGUUGGCGGACUCGAGAUCUGGGGAGUGCUUGCACGAAACAAAUCGACGGAAGACGAUUUGACGAUAAACUUGAAACUAUUAAAUGAGAUAGAUCAAUUGCAUCAAUUUGUAUGGAACUAUACGACAGAAUACAAAGGAGAAACUAUUCGGUUCAAAGAUCUCUCUUCAGAAGAUAUCAAUUAUGUCUUCAACUAUUAUCGGAAACUACUUGCAAUCGAAUGGAUGCCUGGAGUCAAUCUAUCAUAUCCGUUGGCAUCUGCAUUCGGGCAUUCAUUCUAUUUGGGAUCUCAGUUCUUUGGAGUCAAUAAUGGACAAAAAUCAAAGGAAGGGCCCAUCAAAACUGCAAAAUUCGUUGCUUUGUGGUACAUGAGUAAGGCUGAAACAUUCGAACAAAAACAGAAACUUCAAGCAGUUCAACUCGGAAUAUUCAAGAAAUCUGCAGUGAAACCCAAUAAUUUGUUAUUUGAUUUCGAAAUGUUCGGAGAUCAAGUAGCGAAUUCUGAAAUGCUUCGAGGAACUCUCACAACUGUCAAAUUAUUCUUCAUCGGAGGAUGUCUGAUGGUUGCUUUCAUGGCUUGUACAUUCACGGAACUGACUAUUUUCUCAAAAAUAAUGCUUAUAAUCGGAGCAAUCGGAUCUCCAAUUGCAGCAACGGGUGCUUGUUUUGCAAUUCUUGGAUGGAUUGGACAUCCAUUCAACUCUAUUAUGUGUAUCACUCCAUUCCUCAUUUUGGGAAUCGGUGUUGACGACGCCUUCUUACUUUUGAAUUGUUGGAGACGUGAGGAGACAAAGGAUAAAUCAGCAAAAGAAGCUCAGAACCAAUUGGCACGUGUCAUCAGAGAGAUCUCUCCAUCAAUGGCAAUCACUUCUCUCACGAAUACAUUGGCUUUCGGAGUUGGUUUCCUGGCUCCAACUCCUCAAAUGAGCUCAUUCUGUCUCGGAACUGCAUUGGCCAUCGUCUUAGAUUUCCUUCUGGAAUUUUUGAUUUUUGUGCCAUGCAUGGUUCUUUUUUAUGAGAAGAAACCAACAACAGAGAUCAAGGACGAUAAGAGAAAUGAAGCUGAAAACAAACUCCAUCUGAAGACGUCACCUAAAUUCUCCUGGAGAAGUUUCACCAGUUGGUUAUUGUCAGUUCCAGGAAGAGGACUUGUUAUCUGUCUAUAUCUCGCUAUAUUCACUGCCACAUAUCUAGGAGUUGCUCGGAUGGAAACUACAUUCGAUCCAUCGAAAACAUUCCCAUCUGACUCGAAACUUGUCGAUUCACUCGCAAGUUUCACUUCGAUUCAAGAAGAGUACUCUCCAAUCAACUUCCUCUCAAACGUCCCUGAUCUACAAAAUGAAACCGAUGUGGCUAUAUUCGACGAAAUGAUUCGAAGAUUGGAGACAAGAGAAGGAUGCUAUGGAAAUCUGGCAUCGCAUAAUAUGUAUAGAGACUAUAAAGAGUACUUGAACUAUACCAAGACAGAAGAGAAGAAUUACAAUCAAUUGGAGAAUUUCUUAAAAACAAGAGGAAUGGCAGAUGUUGGAACAAUCAAAUGGCAUAAAGAGGGAAACGAAACAAUAAUUGAUUUAAUCAACUUCGUGGUAGUAUGUCAGGGACGUCCAAGUUGGUCGGAACGAGCUGUAUACGUGGAAAAGACACGACAGAUUCUUGUGGAUUUCCCCCAAUAUAACAUCACACUUUUCGAUUACGAUGGAACCAUUUAUGACUUGAUUAUCACUGUGAAGGGUGAAUUGGUAAAAUCAUUGGCAAUCACUUUCACUUGCAUGACAAUUGCUUGCUUUGUUAUUAUGCCAUCAUUUGUGGCACCAACAAUUGCUUCAGUGGCCACUGUCUCUAUUUCUUUCUGCUUGAUCGGAUUCCUCUCAAUCUGGGGACAAAACCUGGAUCCAGUGACGAUGAUUGAUGUGAUUAUGGCUAUCGGAUUCUCAGUCGACUACAGUGCUCACGUUUGUUAUCAUUAUUAUUGUGCAAGACAACAAGAUUUGGGUUCGAAGCAAGAAGUGAUAACAAGGGUACUUCAAGCAGUCGGUCGACCAGUUAUAGAGGCAUCUCUUACAACAUUAUUAUGCAUGGCUCCAUUGUUCGUUGUCCCGGUUUAUAUGAUUCAAUCAUUUGCCAAAACGGUGACAUUGGUGACAACAUUCGGAUUGUUACAUGGAUUGUUCUUCCUGCCAGUUGUAUUAUAUUUUAUUCCUCUGAAUACUCCAAAACAUUCACUCCCAACAUUCACCCCAAGUACUCAACCACUUGUGUCAAUGACUGAUGAGGAGAAAUAA